Molecule: messenger RNA, 1911 nt
Organism: Sporothrix schenckii 1099-18
Lineage: Eukaryota; Fungi; Ascomycota; Sordariomycetes; Ophiostomatales; Ophiostomataceae
Exons: 1
Coding region: 1-1911 (636 amino acids)
Biological process (GO): transmembrane transport
Molecular function (GO): transmembrane transporter activity
Source: RefSeq, a predicted model, not a curated record
AUGGCCAUCGCCGACAUGGCCAUCGCCGACGACCAUCCGCCACCGGCGGCGAGCACCUCGGACAGCAACGACACCACCAUCAAGCCAGACAACGACGUCGAGGCCAAAGACGUGCUGAGCGACGCCCCGGACGCCCCCGCCGCGGAUCACCCGCCCGACGCGCCCAAGGUGCCGUCGUUCCAGCGCGGCCCCCGCUUCUGGGCCAUCAUCGCCACCCUCUGCGUCAUCGGCCUGCUGUCGUCCCUCGAAAACACCGUCGUCACCACGUCCCUGCCGGCCAUCGCCGCCCUGCUGGACCUCGGCGAGAACUACAUCUGGGUCACCAACGUCUUUUUUCUGACCUCGGCCGCCGUGCAGCCGCUGUUCGGCCAGCUGGCCAACCUGUUUGGCCGCCGCUGGGUGACGCUGGCCAUCAUUGCGCUGUUUGCGCUCGGCAGCGGCCUGGCCGGCGGCGCGCGCAACGCGGCGACGCUCAUUGCCGGUCGCGCCGUGCAGGGCAUGGGCAGCGGCGGCAUCAACAUGAUUGUCGACAUCAUCGUGUCCGACCUGGUGCCCCUGCGCGAGCGCGGCAACUACAUGUCCAUGGUGCUGUCCGUGUACUUUGUCGGCCUGGCGCUCGGGCCCUAUGUCGGCGGCGCGCUCGUCCAGCACGGGGCCUCGUGGCGCUGGGUCUUUUACAUCAACCUGCCCGUCUGCGGCGCCGCCAUGCUCAUGAUUCUGCUGUUUCUCAAAGUCAAGCCGGGGCGGGCCUCUUCCAACGGCGACGAUGCCGUAGGCGACGCCGUCGGCGACACCCAUGCCGACGCCGCCGACCGCAUGUGGCUGCUGCACAGGCUCGGCCGCAUCGACUACCUUGGCAACCUGCUGCUCAUCGCCUCGACCGUGGCCGUGCUGUACGCGCUGACCUACGGCGGCACGCGCCUGCCCUGGUCGUCCGCCCAGAUCGUCGGCCCGCUCGUGGCCGGCCUCGUCGGCCUCGCCCUGUUUAUGCUCUACGAGGCCUCGGCCACCCUCUGGCCCGCGUUCCCGCUGGCGCCGCGCGAGGCCGUCGUGCCCCCGCGCCUGUUUGCCAACCGCACCUCGGCCACCAUCUUUGCCGUCACCUUUAUCAACGCCGCCCUCCUGUACUGGCUCUUCUUCUUUUUGCCCGUCUACUUCCAGGCCGUCCUCGGCAGCUCGCCCACCCGCUCCGGCGUCCAGCUGCUGCCGGCCAUUGUCAUCGGCGUGCCCGCCGCCAUUGCCGCCGUCCUGCUGCUGACCCGCUACGGCCGCUACAAGCCCCUGCACCUGUUUGGCUUCGGCGUCAACACCGUCGGCCUCGGCCUGCUGACGCUCCUCGACCAGGACUCGUCGACCGCCGCCUGGGUGCUGUUCCAGGUCGUCGUGGCCGCCGGCUCUGGCUUUGUGCUCAACACCCUGCUGCCCGGGUGCCAGGCGCCGCUGUCCGAGGCGGACCAGGCCGCCGCGACGGCCGCCUGGUCGUUUAUGCGCUCGUUUGGCAGCGUCUGGGGCGUGGCCAUCCCGGCCGCUAUCUUCAGCAACUACUUUGACCGCUUGGCGGCGCGACCCGUGGCGCAGGGGGGCAUCUCGGACCCGGCUGUGGCCGCGCAGUUCCGCAACGGCCGGUCGUACGAGGCUGCCACCGCUGCCACGAUCCAGGCCAUACCGGAGCCCGUGCGGUCCGAGGUGGUCGGCGUCUACGUGGCCGCACUCAAGUACGUGUGGCGGUUCUCGAUCAUCCUGGGCGGCGUCUCGUUCUUUUUGGUCUUUUUCGAAAAGCAGGUCAAGAUGCGGACAGAGCUCGAGACGGAGUAUGGGCUGGACGACGGCAAGGACAAGAAGAACGAAAAGGCAAAGAAGGCAGACGUCGAGCUGGCCGAUGUAGCAAAGAACGGUGUGCUGGACGGUUAG